AUGGGAGAAAGAAAAGUUAUAAGUAAAUAUUAUCCACCGGACUUUGACCCAAGCAAGAUACCAAGGGCAAAGGGUGUAAAGAAGAGUGGAACGAUAAAGGUUGUUAUGAUGUUGCCAAUGAGUAUUAGAUGCAAUACUUGUGGAGAGUACAUUGGUCGUGGAACAAAGUUCAACUCGAGAAAGGAGACACUAGACGAUACAUACCUUGGCAUCAAGAUAUUCAGAUUCUAUCUACGUUGCAAGAGAUGCGCUGCAGAGCUGGCGAUAAAGACAGAUCCCAAGAACUCGGACUACGUCUGUGAGUCGGGUGCAACGCGAAACUACGAGCCCUGGAAGGAGACGGAGGAGGAGCGGACAGACAGGACUCAGCGCGAGGACGAGGAGAAGAACGACGCAAUGAAGGCAUUGGAGAAUAGAACGGUUGAUUCGAAGCGAGAGAUGGAGAUCAUGGAUGCACUGGACGAGCUACGCAAUCUCAAUUCAAAGAAUGCCGAGAUUGAUCAUGAACAGUUGUUGGAGUACAGUCUGAAGAAGCAAGAGGAGAUGGAGCAGGCGUUGGCCGAGCAGGAUGAGCAGCUGAUCAAAGAGACAUUUGGAAACAAGUCAUCAUCAUCGUCAACAACACUUAAUGUAAUCAAACGUAUUGAUGAGAUGGAUGGUCCAUUGACCGAUGACUUGGAUAACUUUGGCAGUAUCAAUGGCAAUGGCAAUGGCAGUGGAAAUAACAAGAAACCAAAGACUAGUAUAUUGGGAGCUGUUAAGUUAAACAUUGUAAAGACACAAUCAAACAACAACAAUGGCAACAAGAGAAAGACAACAGAUUCAGAGACAGUGGCGCAACAACAACCAACAAAGUCAACAAAGACUGAGACCAACUCAAACUCACUGGCAUCAUUAUUCCAAUAUGGCUCAGACGAAGAGGAUGAAGAAUAG
This is a messenger RNA of Acytostelium subglobosum LB1, 933 nucleotides long. RefSeq lists its product as hypothetical. The transcript has a single exon. The record is from RefSeq and is a predicted model, not a curated record. The coding region runs from base 1 to 933 and encodes 310 amino acids. NCBI's taxonomy places the organism in Eukaryota, Evosea, Eumycetozoa, Acytosteliales, Acytosteliaceae. Gene Ontology annotation, biological process: mRNA splicing, via spliceosome. Gene Ontology annotation, cellular component: U2-type catalytic step 1 spliceosome.